Lasiodiplodia theobromae is the source of this 2901-nucleotide messenger RNA. RefSeq names its product Rho guanyl nucleotide exchange factor. The transcript is spliced from 6 exons. Gene Ontology annotation, molecular function: guanyl-nucleotide exchange factor activity; protein binding. The coding region runs from base 1 to 2901 and encodes 966 amino acids. NCBI's taxonomy places the organism in Eukaryota, Fungi, Ascomycota, Dothideomycetes, Botryosphaeriales, Botryosphaeriaceae. The record is from RefSeq and is a predicted model, not a curated record. Gene Ontology annotation, cellular component: cytoplasm; division septum; mating projection tip. Gene Ontology annotation, biological process: establishment of cell polarity; septin ring organization.
AUGCCGAACUCAAACCAUGCGAGCUUCUCGACCUAUUCCUCGCGGACGUCCGACUCGUCCCAGGGCACCUCGACCUCGACCCUGUUCCCCCCGCCACCCCUGCCCACCUCGGCUCCGCCCGCCAACGGCGGGCCCGUCGAGGCCGCCAACAAUGUCAUCAACAAGCGCGGCGACAAAGAGGCCUCGCUGUUCAUGAUUUGCCUGACAUUGUCGCGUCGCCUGGGCACCGUGCCCGGCUUCGCCGAAAUCCUGCGCGAGGAGGAGGAGGCGGCCGACGAGGACACCGACCCGGUCACACUGCUGUGGAGGACAUUCCGCAAGGGCUAUCCCUUGAUGACCAUCUACAAUGCCCUCGAUCCCGACGUGCGCCUCGAGGUCGACAAGAACAAGGUGUCGGAAAAGAAGCGCGAGCAGGCCGCGACCUACAAAUUCCUGUCGGCAUGCAUCAACCAACUCAAGUUCCCCUCGGAAGAGUGUUUCGUCAUCAGCGACCUCUACGGCGACGACACGACCGGCUUUGUCAAGGUGGUCAGGGUCGUCAACCGCGUCCUGGACCUUCUCGUCAAGGAAGGCAUUAUCAGCAGCGAAAUGGGCGGCGGUGAUGGUGCCGAAUCCGAUACUACCACUACGACCAAGCGGACGCAGCGCCAGCACAUCAUUGACGAGCUCGUCAAGACUGAGCGAACCUACGUGCAGCACCUCGAACUCCUGCAGGAGUUCAAGAAGCUGGUGGAAGAGAGGGGAAUAGUCACCGGCGAUGCUGUCCACGCCAUUUUCCUCAACUUGAACGCUUUGCUCGACUUUCAACGCCGCUUUUUGAUUCGCGUCGAACAGACAAACGCGCAACCCGAAUCGGAGCAGAAUUGGGGCAGGCUUUUCGUGCUAUACAAGGAAGCGUUCAAGGUGUACGAGCCGUACAUUGCGAACCAGAAAAAAUGCGAAGAGACGGCAAUGGCGGAGUUUGAAAAAUUGAAGGAAACCGGCGGCCCUGCAGAGCUUCGACAGAUGGUCGAAUCGCCCACCAAUUUGACGUCAUUCUUGCUCAAGCCUUUCCAGCGCCUUGCUAAAUAUCCCUUGCUGUUGAAGGAGCUUAGGGACAAGGGUGAUCUCGAUGAGGAAAGGCGUGACGACAUUUCUACCGGUAUCGAAGCCGCUUCUUCCGUGCUAAAGAGAACGAAUGAAGCUAUCGACUUGGAAGACCGCAAGGAAGCACUCGAGGAAUUGAAGAGCCGUGUCGAAGACUGGAAGGGUCAUCGCAUUGAAGGAUUUGGAGAUCUCCUGCUUUAUGGUACCUUUACCGUGCUGAAGGGUGAUGGAGGAGGUGGCAAGGACCAAGAGCGAGAGUACAAAAUCUACCUAUUCGAAAUGAUUCUGCUCUGUUGCAAGGAACUCAACCCCAACAAGCAGAAGAACAAAUUGAUGAGCAACAAGCAACUGUAUGACAAGAGGGGAAAGCCCAAGUUGCAGCUCAAAGGUCGCAUUUUCAUGCAAAACGUUACCGAUGCGAUCUCAACGGCGAAGCCAGGUUCGUAUACUUGCCAAAUCUUUUGGAAAGGCGAUCCCGGCAUUGAAAACUUCGUCAUUCGAUUCACCACUGAGGAAACCCUUAAGAAAUGGGUGCAUCAAGUCGAUCAACAGAGGAGACAGUUCAAGGACACCCAGAGAUCGAGCAGUACCACCAAACAUUCGACGACGUCAGCAACAGAAUUCACGUACAUCAGAGAUCAGGGUCCCAUCGAAAACCCUUAUGCCGAGGCCGACGAAGACGACGAAAUAGACGUCGCCGAAGUUACGAGCGGUUAUCCUGGGCAGUCCGACUAUACGCUUGCGCAGGGCGAAGCGACUGCCACGGGCAGAGCCCGAUCUGCUACUGGCGAGAGUGGGGUCAACCCUCUAGAUACUACUCGGCCUUCAGAGCCAUCAGGUGCGAACCGCGCCCCGCCACCUCGUUUCCCCAUGGGCGCUCUGCAGAAUCCGCCACUCACUCUUCGUACCCAAGCUCUUCAAGCUGGCCACAUUUCGCCUGGCAGCGGUGGACCCAUGGACUCGUACUUCUCACCUAGCCUCGAAUCUCCUAUGUCAACUCGCACGAGCUCUUCUUCCGGCAUGUUCCCAUUUCCACGCCAGCAGAUUCCAAACGGCUGGCACGGAGACGACAACAACCGUUUCACCGCGCCCGCCAUGGCUCGACACGCCUCUCGCGACGCUUCAAGUGGGUCUCACAUCAACGGUCGCAAUGCACGGCGUAUUCCAGGCGGCUCCGUACCAGACGUUCCCCCCUUCCCCACCCAUUACGCUUACAACCCUGGCCUGGUGAACCGGAGCCAGAGUAAUUCCCCAAACAUUCCCACCUCCAUGCCCCGCCAGCAGUCCCCGAGCAUUCAAAGAGAAAAGCAAGCGCUACGCACCCCCGGUUCCGAGAUCAACCUCCACUUCGAUUACCCCGACGGCGGCGCGCGGCAGGAUUCGCGCAUCACGCCAGGGUCGUCGAGAACCGCGACGCCAGCAUCUUCAUUUGAACAGCAGAGGACGCAGACGCCCGCGGCCGACAGACCAGCCUCGCCGACGCUGCCGUCAGCGCAGCCAUCUGACCUUCCGAUACCCUCGCAGUUGAAGGUCAAGGUGCACUGCCCGUCUGCAGGGUCAACGAUGACGCUGGUCGUCAGCACCAACAUCAGCUUCCAGAGCCUCAAGGAUCGCAUCGAUGCGAAAUUGCAGCGCAGUACCAACGUGAGUCUCAGUUCUGGACAAGUAAAGCUUAAAUAUCUCGACGACGAGGAUUACGUCAGCAUUCAAUCGGAUGAGGAUGUCCAGAUGGCGUUCGAAACCUGGAAAGAGCAGCAGCGAGACCAGCUUCUUUCCGGCCAACUCGGCGAGAUUGAGCUUUUCUGUCAGAAGUGA